AUGGUUUCCACUCAGCAACCGUCGGUCCUACAUCAAAACAUGUUGGCCAGUUUUGGUGAAUUGAAUCGAAGGUUGCAAUUACCUCACGGAGAUGGAAUUGUUGGAAUUGAGUGCUUUCAUGAAGAGGACGCCUCAGUUUUCUCACACAAAGAAGUGUAUGAUACGAGCACAAGUAGUAAUGAAAACAACAACCCUCAUCAUGAGGAAACGAAAUUUCAAACGGUGAUCGCGAUCCAUACAGUGAAAAAUAGAAUUAUCACUCUCUCGAAAACGAUUCGUCAUGACGAAAGAAAUGACGACGAAUCUUUGUGGCAUGUGAAAAUGUAUGAACAAAUGAAAGAGUGGAGUGAUAGAGAAGAAAAGAGUAUUAAAGCAAUAUUUAAGCGAAAAUUAGACAAAUUAGAUCAUUUGGAUGAAAACUCGUCAGAUACAAAACAAAAAAAGAGUGGUAGCCGAUAUUUAGUUAAAAUGGUCUCACCCCUCACUGUCAAAAAUGUUGUCACACCCACAGCAUCCAAGUUUGGAAGAGAAGUUGGACCAUUAUUUAUUAUUGAUAAAUUGCUAGAUGAUUUUUUAAUAUGGACCAGCAAUCAUGAAGAGCCUUCUUCAAGAAUUCCAAUUUUUAAUGAGACAAUUUCCACCUUAUUUAAGGGAAAUAUUGCAGAUUUUCAAUUUAAUGGCAAUUUAGCCGUGUGGCUAACCACUUUCGGCCAUGUAUAUUACUCUUUCAUUAAUUUUGAACAAUUUUUACAACCCUCCACACAACAAUGUGAAAUUUAUAAGGCCAUGUAUAAUAAUAGAGAGUUUAAAGCAAGGAAAAUAGCACUAGGUGCUGACCAUUUAUUAGUUAUUGGAACACCAGAUAAUGCGCUGUAUUCAUUGGGUGGAAAUGACUAUGGUCAAGCUGGUCUCUCACAAAGUCAUGAAAUUGUGCUUUCACUCACACGAGUGGAUGGAAUUAAGGGGAAAAUCAAAGAUGUUUCCGUUGGAAAGUAUUUCUCUAUUGUAUUGACCGAUGACCAUCAAAUUUUCACAUUUGGAAUUAACGAAAAUGGGCAAGUAGCACUCAAUCCCUCAUCCACAUCUAAGAGUCAUAUCCCAACUCCUAUCACUCCCAAAUUAUUUGGCGACGAGAAGAUUGUCACCAUUACCACAGGAAGUGCUCAUACUGCAGUUUUGACAGAGAGCGGAUCAAUUUUUACAUGGGGAAGCAAUUCACACAAGCAAUUAUUACACAAUUCGACACAUUCUCACAUUCCUAGUAUGAUCUUUUCGAAUGUUCGUGAAAAGUUUAAAUUAUCAACCACUCUGCAACAAGUUUUUGCAUGUGGAAAUUCUUUAUUUUUAUUAUUGCGAGAUUUUAAGGUUGACGAGGAUGAACCAAUUAUGUCCACCACAAAUUUGCCACUCGUCGAUUUGAAUAUCAUAAAUGCGACUAAUUCGUCUCCAUCAAAAACACUAGCUCACAAUGACUCUGCGACUAAUAUUUUUCAAAACUAUUCAGAAACGAACAAGUACAUUAUGGACAACUUUGAAUUUAUUGAACAAGUGGGAAGUGGAUCUGAAGGCCUCAUUCACAAAUACAAGUGCAAAAAAACACAAGAACAUGUUGUCAUCAAGCACAUGAAGGUUUCAGAAAAUGAAAAAGGCAGUUUUCAAGCUCAUAUUGAACAAGUUCGAAAACUCAAUCACAAACAUUUGGUUCCGUACUUGGAAGCUUUUUGUGAUGAGAAUGAAGAAAAAUCUGAAGCGUCUUAUUGUCACAUUGUCAUGCCCUACUAUUACCAAGAUUUAUCAGAUCUUAUCUUUUAUCAUUCGGAUAUGGAACAUGACUCAACGACCAUCAUUGAUGUUUAUGAAAUUGCUUAUCAAAUUUCGGAAGGUAUUGAUUAUUUACAUCAGCUCGAUUUGGUACAUCGAGAUAUUAAGGUCGAAAAUAUUUUGAUUGAAUCGUGUGGAGGAAGGCAUAAAUUUGCCAAAAUCACAGACUAUGGAUUUAUGACGAAUAUCCACCAGGUGCAUUCCACACAUUCUGUAACUACGGAAGGCGAUCGAGUUGUAUCAUCAUCCUCUUUGAACAAUAAUCUCGUAGACAGUUUUAACAAGAAGAGAUCAGCCAUGUAUAUUGGUAGUUUACCAACAGUAGCACCAGAAAUCAAAACCAAGAGUCACCUUUCUAGAGAGAGUCUCAAAGCAACGGAUAGUUUCUCAUUUGGAGUCUUGCUUUAUCAAUUACUUACAUUCCAAUCAAAAGUUACAAUAGAUGGUGUUGAACAAUACAUUUCUGAUGCACUGUUGCAUGACGAAAGGGCAACACAUCAAGAAAUUUCCAAACAACUUUCCUUGAAAGCAUAUCCCAAGUUGUGUAUCGAUUUGGUAUUGAAUUUGUUGCAGAAAGAUUGGACAAAACGCCCAACCAUGCGACAAGUGAAAAAUGUUUUGGAUUUUCUUACACGAGGAGAGACGUGGUCCUUUUUUCAAAGCUGUUUAAGAGAUUUUUAG
Naegleria fowleri is the source of this 2502-nucleotide messenger RNA. RefSeq lists its product as uncharacterized. Gene Ontology annotation, biological process: protein phosphorylation; mitotic DNA damage checkpoint signaling. The coding region runs from base 1 to 2502 and encodes 833 amino acids. Gene Ontology annotation, cellular component: nucleus. Lineage: Eukaryota; Heterolobosea; Eutetramitea; Acrasida; Naegleriidae. Gene Ontology annotation, molecular function: ATP binding; protein serine/threonine kinase activity. The transcript has 2 exons. The record is from RefSeq and is a predicted model, not a curated record.